Gilbertella persicaria is the source of this 2675-nucleotide messenger RNA. RefSeq names its product FAS1 domain-containing protein. The record is from RefSeq and is a predicted model, not a curated record. The coding region runs from base 72 to 2561 and encodes 829 amino acids. The transcript is spliced from 3 exons. Lineage: Eukaryota; Fungi; Mucoromycota; Mucoromycetes; Mucorales; Choanephoraceae.
UGAAUUCUUGUCUAUUUAAACUCCAUUUUCUGAUUUGAUAACCUUUUUGCUUUAUUUCUUUUUUUCAAAACAUGUUCAAGAAGUUACAUAUACUAUUUCUACUGCUUAUACUGACAAUCAUUACACCUGCUUUUGCAGGUAUCUUUGGUUAUAAGAAGGGUGAUGACAGGUCCGUUUGGGAUAUUCUUACUCGAGAGGAACGAUUUACAAAUUUGGUUUCACAAAUUGAGCAAAACGAAUUGACAGAUUAUUUCAAGCAUACCAAGGCCCAAACUGUAUUUGCACCCGUAAAUGAAGCUUUCGAUAAGGAAGAUUCAAGUGUAUUUAAGCGAAAGUACUCUAAAGAACAAAUUUUGUAUCAUCUUGUGGGUGUCUCUGCCAAAUCAGACGAAUUAUGGGAUGGCAGACUUUUGGAUACUUUUGCUUAUAUGGACAAGAUGCAACAAAGGCUCAAGGUUUCGAAGUCAACCACUGAAAUUGCUGUAGGCACUGGUAGUGACCAAGCACAAGCUAAAGUGAUUGAUCAAAAUAUUGAAGCUUCAAAUGGUGUAAUUCAUGCUGUGGACAAGGUUUUAUCAUUACCUCUGUAUUUAGAUGAAACACUGCGUAUGAACAAGGACAGCCAAGAUUUUUAUGACAAGGCUAAAAAGGCUGAUAUCACUAAUGAACUGAGACAAGCUCGCGGAUAUACUGUAUUCGUGACAAAAGGUGAUAUCUUUGGUGAUGAAUUAUCCUCUGUUGAAAAGUCCUAUCUUUUGGAUCAUCCUGAAGGACGAAAGGACUUGAGUCGUCUCUUGAAACAUGCCAUUUCCCCAGAUAUGUAUUCCAGUGACAAGUUUGCUGAAGGAAAGUCUGCUAUUGAUACACUAGAAGGCUCAGAAAAAUUGGAAAUCUUUACGAAAGUCAGAAAAAUCUUGGGCAAUCAAUUCAAAGUGAAUGAUAUUGACGUGGAAAAGAGUGAUAUUCUCGCUGCCAAUGGUGUUAUUCAUAUACUUGAGCGUCCCUUGAUGCCCAAGGACAAAGGUUUUAUUGAGCCUGCUACUCGAAAGACUUUGCUUGGCAUGAACAAGACUCAAAUUGUCAAGUUAUUUGAUGAAAAUGGUUUAGGCUCUUACUUGGAUGAAGACCAAGUUUACAAAACAACUAUUAUUGCUCCUCCCAAUGAUGCCUUUGAAGGCGAAGAUGAAGAUUCAUUGACUGGCAAGCGUCUUAAGUCUUGGUUACAAUAUCACAUUGUUCAUGGCCGAUAUGAGCCUUCAGAUCUUAAGGAUGGUCAAUUAUUGGAAACCGAAUCUCAUGAUAACUUGGGUCAAAAAGAAUAUCAACGUCUUAAUGUUCGCAUUACAGAUAAUCCAAGCCUUGGCAAGGACACCAUUUUGUUUGGGAAAUCCGCAGUUGUAGGUGAUCCAAUUCCUGUCAAGGACAACCAAAUCAUUUAUAGUGUUGCUCAACCUUUAGAACUUCCUCGAGACCCACUUGCUCAACUUCCAGUCAAUUUGGACUUGUCUACUUUUGUUGCAAGUAUUUAUGCAUCGGGUUCGGAUGAGAUUAUCAGAAAGUCCCACGGUAUCACACUUUUCGCACCCACCAAUAAUGCUUUCAACCGCUUGGGUCUUUUGGCAAAGCACUUGUUGCAGCCUGAAUCUCAAGAAAAACUGGCAAAGGUGGCUACUUAUCAUGCUGGACGUGGUGUCUAUUAUCAAGAUGCUGUCUCUGAAGGUGAAUAUCGUAUCGUUACCUUAUCAUCCAAUGCUGAAAUUACCUUAAACAAGACUAAGGACGGUUUCUUUGUUCGUGGACAUGGUGCUGCUGACGGAGAUGAUCGUGAAGUGAUUGGCAAGGUUGACAAGACUGAUAUUCUGACUUCCAAUGGUGUCAUCCAUACUAUUGAUCGUGUUCAGAUUCCUUCCAGUGUUAAAGUAACCAACUAUGACUUAUUGACUGCUGAAGGAACUGCUAGUUUAUUGAAUCUCUUACAACAUGCUGACCUCAAAGAAGAAAUUCUGAAAGGAUUAGACCCCAAUGAACCUUAUACAAUCUUGGCUCCAAGUAACCGUGCUUUUGGAAAGAUUAACCUUGAAGAUCUCCUUGAAAAUCGUGAUAAACUUAUCAAGGUAGCCAGAUUACACAUCCUUCCUGUCUCAAUGCCUCGCUUGAACACAGAUGAAAUCCUCCAAACAAACCCAAGCGUGAAUGAAGAAUCUCCCAAAGAUGUUCCUUAUAUCGGUGUCGAUAUCCCUACUUUAUCUGAUGGUCAAUAUGUUGUCAUCCGUAGAGGUAUCUCAGGAGGAUAUGAUGUUGCAGUCAAGGGCACUCUUCAAGACCGUGCGAACAUUGUUAACAUUGGUCGCUCUUCUGCUAGUGGUGGUGUCCUUGUGAUCGAUAAUGUCUUGCUUCCUAAAGAAGAAUUCUAUCGUCAUAGUAUGCCUUGGUGGGCUAUUUUGCUUAUUGUUCUCGGUGUGCUUGUUGGUUUAGCCAUUCUUGCAGGUGCAGCUUACUCUGGAUGGAGAUGGUACAAGUCUCGCCGUGAAGGCAACAUUCACUUGGGUGAAGAAAACUAAACAUCCAUUUUCUAAUUUGAUUGUUUUAUUACUGCUUCUAUGAAAUAAUAAUAAAAGAGAAUGAUGCAUACUAGCAAACAACUUAUAUGACUAAUGCUUCAUUUGUCAAGCUUA